GAUUGAGUAAAGGGGGAUUGAGGUGAGUAAAUUAGGAGCGGGCAACUGAGAGAGAGAGAUGGAGAGAGAGAGAAGCGGCUCAGUGUUGAGGUGACUGGCGGAGGGAGUGUGCGCGCGGCUCCGCUCUUAACCUGUGGCACUGGCUUUGCAACUCCAGUGAGUGAAACACCUUUGGAGGGGCAACAUUGCACUACUACUCUACUCCUCCUGAAGUGUACCUGUGUACCACUUGUGUCCAGUGCUGGAAUGUGCAACUAUUACUUUUUUACUCUCCUCCCUCCCUUCAAUAAUGUGAUUAAUAAGUCCUCCUUCUGUUUAAGCAACAAUUUUGUUUAAAUAGAUCGUAAGAUCUUUAAGUGGAAAAAAAAUAUCAAAACUUUUGUUUGUGGUUUUUGGGGGUUGAAAAAUUUUACCGAAAGUUGUGUGGGUAGCGCAAGAAAAGUCUGUGAAGAACACGUUAUCUUUCGGCUAUCUCGGGGCGGCAUGGAUCAAAGGGAGUGUGUAUGCCAGUCAAGAUAAGCUAUCUUGUGUGUAUUGCCGACACACUACUACUUCUCUCUCUCUCUCCCCCAGCUCGCCCUCUCUAACUAACUCAACCUAGAGAGAAGAAAGAACUACGGGCUCACCAUAGCCCGUGCUACUUGAAAACUUUUUUGUUCCAGAUAGCGAAUCUUUAAGAACAACUCAACUACCACCACAAUCUUCUUCAAACUGGGGGGAGAAGGUGUUUUAUACCUUCUCAAGAAAACCCCAAACUAAGGAUUUACUGCCGUCUUGAAAGGCUUAAAUGUGAUGAAAGUUAGAAACUUUUUUUAAGGAAGAAAAAGUUUAGCUUUGGAUUGCUUGCUGCUUUUGUUGUUGUUAUAAAGUUGUACGUAACUGGUGUGAGUGUGGAAAUGAGUUCAUGAGGUAAUUGGAACUUAAUAAAGUUUGAUCAGGAAUAUCCACGUGGGUGACAGCUAUGUGUGAACGGUUCUUGCCUCGGCUGACACCUCAACUCGCCAAGAAUUCUUCCUCCUUCUCAAGAUAUUCUUACAGCUUCACGCAAUUCCGGAUUUAGAGAUUUACACCUGCGCGGGGAGGAGGAAGUUAAAACAAAGUCUACGGGUCGGCGAAGCUUAGUUUGGAGAGCUUCACGCUGCUUCACACUGCUUCAUCCCAAGAUGGGGAUGGUGGAGGGCCGCUGAAUCAUAUUAUGAUUCUCUAAGCUCAAGAUUAAACCCCCCAAGCCAUGGCCAACUCCUUUGUUAAAUGGUGUAGGACCAAGUUCUUCAACGGAUACAAGCACAUUAAUGGAAGUGUCAUGUGAUGUUAGCGUAGCUGCAGGAGAGGCUGACCGCCAGGAGUUUUCCUUCACCCUCUAUGACUUUGAUGGUCAUGGCAAAGUCACCAAAGAUGAUAUUGCUGGGCUGGUGCGAACCAUAUACGAGGCUGUAGGAUCUUCCUUAUCUCUUCCUCCAAGUGGGUCUCGAACCAUUCGUGUCAAAUUAACUGUUGCCCCCGAAAAUUACCGAGGACGUCAGCAAGACUGCCAGCAGGAUGCAGACGAGUGCAAAAAGGGAGAUGAUGACAUUGACCCUUGUGAAUAUCCAUCAGGACGCAGUCACCGAAGACGAAAAGCACGAAGGCGAUCCACUUCACUUCAAAGACAUGAGCUACUUCAAAUAAUUCAGGCAAACAUGGAAAAGAAUAACCUCUUUUACACUCCAUUACAUCGUCGGCAUGACCAUCAUCACCACGAUCAUCAUCAUGAUCAUCAGAAUCGCAGACGUCGCCGCCACGGGUGUGGAUGCGACCACAGUGGGUCACCACCUGAUCCAGCAGAGGUAAAAGCUAGACUACUAGAACCAGAAUGCCCAUGCCGGCACACCCACUACCACAGUCAUACCCACGGCCCAAAUAGCACUUCCAGAUCCACAGGUUGCAGACGACAUAAUCGUUCUCACUCCCAUGACCUUUCACAUGACUCUCCGCAUGUGUUUCGUUAUCAUUUGCUUGAUAAAACUUUUCAGCCUUUACCUCCUUCAAAUACUCCUGACCAACCACCAUCUCCACCACUAGCUCACAAUCCCCAUAACCAUCCCCAGCAUCAGUAUCAAUACCAAACUAGGCACUAUCAUCACCAUCAUCGCUCAAGGUCCUUUGAUGCUGGAGAUACUCAAGGCUCUUCCCCGAGAGAGAGAGGUGGAAGGUUAUCUAGAAGCCAACAACAAAGCCAAUCACAGUCACAAAAACAACCAAAAGAGCAACUAGAAGCUUCACCACAAUCAAAACAGGAACACCAGGGUGGCAGUGAAGUGUCUCCUCAUCACACAAAGCAUCGCCACAGAGAAGCCGACCAUGCACGUGCCAUGGCUCAAGUGGUAUCUUGGUUAGAGAGAGGUACGCUAUUAGAGUCUCAGAAAUCUACUCCAUCUGGUGAAAGUGGCGGUAUUAAUGGUGGAGGUGGCAGUGGCGCAUGUCGGGAACAGACCCAUCACGUUCAUCAACACAUUCAUCACCAUUAUCAUCAUUAUGCAGACAAACAGCCACCGCCUGUGCUUAUUUGAGAUGACCCUCACUGCACCUCGUCUAACAUUACAUUGAGUGUUAUUAUUACAUGUUAACAAUAACUAGAAGUGUAUUGGUUAAACCUUUUUUGUGACAACACAAAAUAGAGAACCAACCUUCCUGUUAAUCCAUCCAGUAAUGUUUGAGGGUGCAGAAUUGUAAUUUUUUCACUAGAUUAUCGGUUCUAAAAGAACGGUCAUAAUGUUCCUGAACGUAAAAAGAAUUUUUUUUGUAAAUGCAACUUGUAAUAUCUAUAUGGAGAAUUAUGUACAGAAAAUUAAUUGCGGAGAUAUUUAAUUACUUAUGUCAUAUUUAUAUACAGUAGUUCCAGGAAGUUCAUAAGAAUGUUUCCUCAAUUACUAUGAAGUAAAUGCAGUGUGGAUAAUAUUUAUAUACAGUACUUCAUUCAGUCUUGCAGCAAACUGAUCCAGUCUGAACUGUCAAGUAUGGUGGCCAUAUUGACCUCCAUACACUUUAUAAUACAGCUUUUCAAGCAUUGAUGAGAUCUUUGAAAUUGGCUUGUUUGUACUUUGUGCUCAAAACAGGAUGGAUGACAAUGUUCCAAUUGCUUAAUGUUAGAUUUUUAUGAGUUGUAGCAACUAUUUUUUUCCAUUAUCUCGGCCUUGUUUCACUACUAUAAAAUAUACAACCACUUCCUAGUUUUUGGUCUCGACUGCAAAUGCACCUUUAGAAUAUUGUGACGCUGACAGUGCUACAUAGUCUUCCCGGCUGGGCACCUUGUUUUCGUAAUUAUUUGAUUGCAAAUGGUUAUUUUAUUUCCUCACUGUCAUCACCACCACCACCACCUCAUGGUGCAAAAUGUCAGCCUUGACUCUCAGUGCAAAGAUAUUCAGUGUGCCCAACUCUAUGCCUUCAGUUCACGGAAAGAAUUGUACAAUCGAGUUGAGCUUACUAUAGACCAUUCAACAAGCAAUUUCAUCAGAUAUAAUAAAAGAAUUAAUUUACAGUACUGUAUUGUCAUGCAUCAUAAUACAGUCUGUCAGUACAGUACUGUAUAUUGAAGAGUAAAUUUAAUGCAAGUGUGGCCAAAGGGACUUAGUACAUAAGCAGCACGAGUACAUCUCGUGCCAUAAUCAAAUGUGUACCUGUCACUCAACAAAAUUAUGAAUUUUCAUUUAAUGCAUUCCUUCAUUAAGUUCAAAUUUACUAUAAAUUAAACAAAGUUUUCUCUACAAACUAUUUUUAAGGAUGUUUGCAGUUCAAUAAUAAAUUUUUCACAUGUGACUUCGUGGAAAAAGUAUUUUUUGUGAGUUUAUUUUGUUUGAAAGUAGUGUACUGUAUUCAUAUAUUCUGAGGAACAAACCAAUUAGAUAAAACACUCAGCUUUAAUGGCUUCUAUGACUGAUAAUUUUGUUUAAAUAUACUGAACAGUACGAAAUUUAAUUAAUGAGGCUAUAUGUGCCCUAAUUUGGGCACUUAGAUAUAAAUGUGUGUUACAACAUAUGUGCUGAAAUUGGUUACAAAUUUAUUAAUGAACAUUUGCCAGUAAAUGCACUGAAAGCACAUCAAAAUACUUGAUAUUUAUUACAUAAACAGUUUGCUAAUACUUUACAGUAAUACUCUAGUACCGAUAAAAAGAUAAUAAUAUUUGUUAAGUGUCGGUCAGGAUGCCAGUCAAUAACAUGGCAGCCAAAGCAGACAUUAAUGUGUAUGUGUGUGCGUGUGUGUGUGCGUGUGUGUGAUCUAAACACAAACAUAACAUUCCUAUGUAACUAAGCUAUUAAUGGUUUUAUUCAAGGUUGCUCGGAGGGAGGGGGGGAGACAAUAUUUUACACCAGUCCUCUUAAUGGAUGCAUGUGACGACCUAAAAUAUCAAAACUGACACAUUUUGUCGAUGCAAAUAAGCCGGUUCACAUCGUAAGAUUUGGCGGCUUUCAAAUUGUAUAUUAUUCGAUAGCAUUGUUCACAUGCUUCAAGAGUUUUUGAAGGUUAAUAUAUAUAUAUAUAAGGGAAAUAUCUAGCAUUUUAACCUUGUACUGUGUACAAAUGAUGUGCUCUAGUUUACGCGAGAAGAAAUUGUCAUACUUCUCUCAAUACAAUACUUCUCUCAAGUAAUACAAUAAUAUAAUACAAUAGUUCAAGAGACAGUUGUGAGGAAAUGCAGGAACUCUGGAAAAUUUGUAAAGUUGUUAUUUAAGACAAAUACAGUAACUCCAUUUGUUGGUGAAUUAUUCUAGGCUUUAAUGGGAAUGUUGUACAGUAAUGUAAUCCCCAUUACUGAACUGUGCUAAGAGUUUAUCAGUUAGAUCACAUAAGCAAGCCUCAGGUGAUGUUAAGCUUCCUAGCAGUAAUUCUGGCCACAAAGGUUAUUAAAAGGACAACAAUUUAUGACUCGUCUGAACUACCUCAUUAGGUUCACCAUAACCAGACAUUUGUAUUUUUUGUAUAGGUAGUUAAUAUGUAAAAAGUGUAUAAAUAGUGUAUAUAUAUCCAUGUUAUAUGUUAUUGUUGUAUACUUGAUUUGUAUUUGUUCUAAAAUACAUUCAAGGGUUUCAUUAACCAUUUUCAUUUUUCUCGGCAGUGCAUUUAUGAGAAGUUCAAUGUUACAAAUUUUUUUUUUCAAUAAAUGGUGCUUCAUGUUACAUUAUCAUAAAAACAAUCAUUCCAAUUUUUGAGUUACAAUAACACUCACUGAAAAUAAAACAUACCCAUGUUUGAAAUUUGUGUUUGAAAAUUUUCAAACACAAAUGUUUGAAAAUUUAAAAUGUUUGAAAUUUUUGUAAUUAAAAAUAACCUUAAAUGACACUAUCAGUCAAAGCCGAGCUGAACUGUGCAGUCAUAUUUAUUCAGAAUGUGUUAUACGUUUUGGUUCAAUAACCAGCUAUAAAAGGCACAAAUAAAUGUGUUUCACAGC
Messenger RNA from Procambarus clarkii (red swamp crayfish), 5425 nucleotides. It is a transcript of the gene nkd, whose product is annotated as naked cuticle. Gene Ontology annotation, cellular component: cytoplasm. Gene Ontology annotation, molecular function: calcium ion binding. NCBI's taxonomy places the organism in Eukaryota, Metazoa, Arthropoda, Malacostraca, Decapoda, Cambaridae. Gene Ontology annotation, biological process: negative regulation of Wnt signaling pathway. The record is from RefSeq and is a predicted model, not a curated record.